Oryza brachyantha (malo sina) is the source of this 1984-nucleotide messenger RNA. RefSeq names its product CBS domain-containing protein CBSCBSPB1-like. Gene Ontology annotation, molecular function: protein binding. Bases 1 to 1671 code for a protein of 556 amino acids. NCBI's taxonomy places the organism in Eukaryota, Viridiplantae, Streptophyta, Magnoliopsida, Poales, Poaceae. The record is from RefSeq and is a predicted model, not a curated record. The transcript is spliced from 11 exons.
AUGGCCGGCCGCCGGUCGUCGCCGCCACGGCGGACGAUGUCGAUGGGCGCCGGCUCCCUCGCCCGCCGCUCGGUCGCCGCCGCCGGCGACGGCUCCGUGCUCCCCGGCCUCUCCCGGUCCAUGACGAUGGGCGGCGGCGGCGAGCGCACGGUGAGGCGGCUGCGGCUGUCGCGGGCGCUGACGGUGCCGGAGAGCACCACCGUGCUGGAGGCGUGCCGGCGGAUGGCGGCGCGCAGGGCGGACGCGGCGCUGCUCACCGACUCCAACGCGCUCCUCUGCGGCAUCCUCACCGACAAGGACAUCGCCGGGAGGGUGGUCGCCCGGGAGCUGCGGAUCGACGAGACGCCGGCGUGGAAGGUGAUGACGAGGCACCCGGUGUUCGUCCUCUCCGACACGCUCGCCGUCGAGGCGCUGCACAAGAUGGUGCAGGGCAAGUUCCGGCACCUCCCCGUGGUGGAGAACGGCGAGGUCAUCGCCAUGCUCGACAUCGCCAAGUGCCUCUACGACGCCAUCUCCAGGAUGGAGAGGGCGUCCGAGAAGGGCAAGGUCGCCAUCGCCAGCGCCGUCGACGCCGCCGGCGGCACCGGCAACGACCCGACCGCGACCUCCAUGAUCGAAGCUUUCAAGGAGCAGAUGCUCAGGCCAUCGCUAUCGACCAUUGCCACUGCAGAAUCAACGGCCGUCAUCGUGUCGCCGGGCGAUUCGGUGCUGACGGCGGCGCAGAAGAUGCUGGAGGUGCAUGCGAGCUCGGCCGUCGUCGCCGCCGGGAACAAGGCUCAGGGCAUCCUCACUUCGAGGGACAUCUUGAUGCGGAUGAUCGCCAAGAAUCUCCCAGCGGACUCGACUCCGGUUGAGAAGGUGAUGACUCUGGAUCCUGAAUGCGCGACGCUGGACAUGCCCAUACUCGACGCUCUCCGGACCAUGCAGGAGAGGAAGUUCUUGCAUCUCCCUGUCAUGGACAGAGAUGGAUCCAUUGUUUCCAUCCUGGACGUGAUCGACAUCACACAUGCGGCAUUUUCCAUUGUUGAGGGCACCGGUGAUGGGGCCGCGAACGAUGAUGUGGCAAUCUCCAUGGUCCAGAGGUUUUGGGACUCUGCAAUGGCAUUGGGACCCCUGGACGACGAAACUGAAUCACAAUCCCAGAUGAGCGAGGCGUCGAGGUCGCAGAUGAUGUCCAUGUCCGACAUCCACCACGAGGCGGCCGGUGGCAACCAAUCGUUCUCAUUCAAGCUGCAGGACAAGCGAGGACGGAUGCACCGGUUCAGCUGCGAGGUGCAGAGCCUGACGCCGCUCAUCACCUGCAUCCUCCAGAGGCUCGGCCCCGACCUCGACCGCGACCGAUUGCCCCAGAUUCUUUACGAAGACGAAGACCGGGACAAGGUGGUGCUGGCGUCGGACGACGACCUCACGGCGGCGGUGGACCACGCGAGGCUGGCCGGCUGGAAGGGCCUGAAGCUGUUCCUGGACUACUCCGGCAGCAGCAGCGGCGGACGUCGGAGAACCGUGGUUGCUUCCGGCCGAAGCGGCGGCGGUGGUGGAGGAGAAGGAGGCAGCACGGUGAUGGAGCUGUCGAGCCGGGACGCGUGGGCGGCGGCGUACAGCGGGGUGGCCGCCGGCGCCGCCCUGGUCACCGGCCUCGGUGUGAUAGCCUACCUGAGGAGAGCUGGUUAGCUUGAAGAAUUUGCAAGGCGAUAGCCGAUACCUUGGGCCGGGCUGGGCUGUGUAAAAUCUGCAUGGUCAUGAAGCCCAAGAUAUAUGAUCCAUAUAGCCUUAGAUGGGCCUAGGCUAGGCCCAUUAGAGAGGGAUGAAAGUGAAACCAUAUUUGUGUACAGAUGAAAGUUCGUUUUUAUUGUGAUUUAGUGGAGCAAAAAGUCGUUUAUACAUACACAUACUGAGGAGAUUAUGGAACAGUGAAUUUGGUCUAGCUAUGUAAUUAACCUUUUAUUUGUGCAUGAACAAGGAACCUUAUUCCUUGCUAGGUAUU